CCGCCUCGCAGAGGUUUAAGCUCUGCCCAAUUGCAGUCCGUGGACUUUGGCUGAGGACUUGAGAGGUAAGGUUGCAUGAUCCAGAGCUCAGCUCCAGACCUGGUCUGCUGGGGGAGACGGGGGCCCCUCAGAAGGGAGCCUCAAGCUUGCUUUCCAGGACACUGCACCGGAAAAUUGAGUCAGGGACCUGCUGGUGGAGAGAAAACGCCACGAGCAGAGUUGCAUUUCUCUGUUUUGUGGAUUUUGUCUGCCGUCAGGUGGUCUGGAGAUUGGGAGGAGCUCUACUCAUUGGAACCUUUCUCUGUGAGACAAAGCAAUACACAGUCUGCAACAUGCCCUCCAUGUUUGAGAGCACCGUCAAGAAAUUGGUCAGAGAGAUUGGAGACAAAGAACUCAGGCCUGUCACAGACGUCCUGAAUGCCAACAAAAUACAUCGGUUUUCUCUAAUAUGGAGAAAGAAGGCUACUUCAAUGUUUUGGCAACUACCUGAUGUUCCACUUGAUGUCUCCCUCAUGGACAUGCUCGAACAAAGUGUCACGGUCCCAGAUGCUCCUUUGGAAGUGCCAGACGAAUUCACUGACAAAGUGGACAGGAAGCAGCACGCGGGUGCGAAUGUGAAUGCUGGGGCAGAAGCGAGCAUCUCGGAGGGGACUACCAAGUACCAAGGAUCCUCCCUCAAUUAUAAGAUCGUCAGCACCCCAUACAAAACCUGGACAGACCUUCAGAAGAGGAAAGUGAUGGACCCAGAACCGCCAUUUCUGAAGCAAUGCCGGAGAACAGCAAAGAAACUGUAUGUGGUGACUGACGUCGUAGAACUGCGUGACAGUUGUGUGAUGGAGGACCGCAGCACUGGGGAUGUCUUGGGGAAAAUGUCCUUCAUUCAUACUUUUCUCAAGGUUAAAGCAGAGGGUGGGGCUCUCAAAGUGAGAGAGAAGAAGCUUACUGUGGCAAAGGGCUCGGUAAUGGCCUAUAAGAGGAAGCAGCUGGUCCUCAAGAAGAACAGCUGGGACAUUCUUCACGUCGCAGACGAUGAAGAGGAAACCUUUCCAAAGGCAGAGACUAACUCUUGGGUGGGGAAUUUAAUUUCUCUUCUAGUCGGCAGAGAAUUUUUCAUCGAACCAAUACGAAGAAUCCAGGAGCCUUUCUUGCUGGAUUUCAAGGACCUACAUGAGGAGGUUUCCCGGAAAGUAAGAGCAGUGGACCAGCUCUCAAAGGACUUCAAGGAUGUCGUGUUCUCCGGCAUCCUGGCCAUGCUGGGGGACCGAGAGGCCCUUCAGGACCUCAUGGACAUGCUUGAACAGGAACCCUUGAAUGGUCAUUUGAAUGGCCCCGGUGGCACCGUCCUAAAUGAACUGCAAAAGGGGUCCAGCUAUGCAUGGAAUGGCUCAAAGUACCUCAUCCUUUACCUGCUCGAAGCCAUUAUGGCACUGAGUGACAUCCAGCACCGUCUGCUGGCCCCAUCCAUGGAGAAGAAGAUCCUGUCCCAGCAGCGGGACCUGGUGAGGAGCAUCCUGGAGCCCAACUUCAAAUACCCCUGGAGCAUUCCCUUCACCCUGAAACCCGAGCUCCUCGAGCCCCUGCAGGGGGAGGGUUUGGCCAUCACCUAUGCCCUGCUGGAUGAGUGUGGCCUGAAGAUGGAGCUGCAUAGCCCCCGGUCAACCUGGGACCUGGGAGCCAAGAAGCCCCUGUCUGCGCUGUAUGGGACCCUCUGUGUGCUGCAGCAGCUGGCCGAGGCCUGAGACCCCAGAGGGCCGGCCAGGGGCCAGUGCACUGAGUCAGCCCACGGAGGCUGCCAGGGGUCCUGGUGCUUUGUUCUGCUGCAAACGCCUCCAGGCUGUUCUCUGCGAGUAUGAGUUUGUGGGGAUUUUCAGAUUCCACACAUAAAUGAUGUCCAGCUUG
This is a messenger RNA of Artibeus jamaicensis (Jamaican fruit-eating bat), 1899 nucleotides long. It is a transcript of the gene GSDMC, whose product is annotated as gasdermin C. Lineage: Eukaryota; Metazoa; Chordata; Mammalia; Chiroptera; Phyllostomidae. The record is from RefSeq and is a predicted model, not a curated record. Gene Ontology annotation, biological process: defense response to bacterium; pyroptotic inflammatory response. Gene Ontology annotation, molecular function: phosphatidylinositol-4-phosphate binding; phosphatidylinositol-4,5-bisphosphate binding; phosphatidylserine binding. The transcript is spliced from 12 exons. The coding region runs from base 333 to 1739 and encodes 468 amino acids.